GGCGGGCCCAAGGGACCACGUGGCCGGGGGCAAGUGCAGAGCGGGGACCAGAAGCCAGCCCCAGGGGGUGACCAGGUCGCAAAGGCGGAAUAGCAAAGGUCAGCCUAACCCUGAGUACCCUUCCCCUGCGAUGGGCGUGCAGCCCCCCAACUUCUCCUGGGUGCUCCCGGGCCGGCUAGCCGGGCUGGCGCUGCCGCGGCUCCCUGCGCACUACCAGUUCCUGCUGGACCUGGGCGUGAGGCACCUGGUGUCCCUGACGGAGCGCGGACCCCCUCACAGCGACAGCUGUCCGGGCCUCACGCUGCACCGGCUGCGCAUCCCUGACUUCUGCCCGCCGGCCUCGGAACAGAUCGACCAAUUUGUGAAGAUCGUGGACGAGGCCAACGCCAAGGGAGAGGCUGUUGGAGUGCACUGCGCCCUGGGCUUUGGCCGCACUGGCACCAUGCUGGCCUGCUACCUGGUGAAGGAGCGGGGCUUGGCUGCAGGAGAUGCUAUCGCUGAGAUUCGGCGCCUGCGGCCAGGAUCCAUUGAGACCUAUGAACAAGAGAAAGCCGUUUUUCAGUUCUACCAGCGCACAAAAUAAGAGACUCACCCGCUCUCCUGCUGCAGAUGGGAAAUGUGGCCAGGGAGGAAGGGAAGUGGGCUAAAGUACCUGCAUCCUUCAGCUCCCUUUGCCUCCCGCUGGACAGAAGUAGUCUUUCCCCGAAGCCAUAACCUGAUUGACAGAGUGGCUGAGACCCCAUGAAUAUGAGUUAAUAUCUAAUAAGAACUCACUUACGCUGCAUAGAAUUUACAUAGCACUCCCAAUACAUCAACUCCACGUAGCCCUGGGUCAUAGAAAAUAUAAAAACUGUUUCUGUUCUUUGGAUGGCGUGACUAGAGCUCAGAAAGGCUUAUGGUCACGAUUCUGGAAAAUAGAAGUAUGGGCCAGGACUGCAACACAUACCUUUGUCUCCUUGAAGAUGCUGACAUUCUAGGUGCUGACCCCUGGUCUUAGGGUUUCUGGAGAACUGGUCAAUGAAAGAGAGCUCCCAGUCUACGGCCACCCAGCUUCCAGCAGUCUCAGGGCUCUACACUCCCACACCAGGAGUGCCCUUGUUGAUAUCACCUUUGUUCUCUCAGGGUACAGAAGACUUGGAUGUCACAAAUCUCCUUCCACGUUCCCUCCUUCCCCGUCUCCCCCCAGAGCUGGCCACUCUUACCGGCCUUAGAUACACUCGGUUCAUCUGUUACCUCCGGCCCCUGUGUCAUCCCCAACCUCAGGCCCAGGAAUGGCGGAACUGCAUCUUGGUGGUUAUACGAAGUGGAUAUUAAAUAAUCAAAUAAAUAGCUCCGAGGCUAUGACUUUUGGCUGUCUGUCCCAGGUUAGCACCACACUUGGGGCUCUCUGAGAGAUGCGGUGAACAUCAUACAUGAGCCCAGUGGACUCUUGUAUAAUGUCAGUCUGAACUCUUGCCCCAUCUUCUGCCAUACAGGCUGAGCUGAACGAGGGAAAUUCACCCUGAGAUACACCUGGAGUGCCUGUGUGAACUCGGUGUGCCUGUUAGAGGAGAAGUGACUCAGCAAAGCGAGACAUGUUCCUAUUCUCAGGGGCCUGGCCUUUCUGGAGAAGAUGGGUAAUGACAGUCCAUUCCCACAUGAUGGACACUAAAGGCCGUCUCUGCUAUUCCAAGCACAGGACAGAGUAGGCAAGAGUUCCCCUAUAGCCUCCAUCUCUUGCAUCGAAGGCCAGAGCUGUGCCUCUGCCAUCCCCUCCCCAGGACUUCUUUCCCCAUCCUCUGCUGCCCCUAACUGCACAUUAUCCAGCUCACCCUUACCCAAAAGGCUUAGUUAAGCUAGAGAUGUAAGCUGCACUCACCCAGAAUCCUUUCUGUAUCUAAUGUGGGGAAUCCACUCCUUAACUAUUUCCCUGGAUUCUAUCUAGCCCUCCCAGGGAAAAUAAAUCAGCCAAAGAGAAGAAACUCAAAAGUUCCAGGCAUUCAGCCUGUGAUGGAGGAAAAAGGAAGGCCUUCCUUUUAGUGGCCUUCUCCCACCAAAAGCGCCACCCACCACACACAGGGAGUGUGCAUGUCUAUGUAACGUUUUCCUGAGGAGGGCAUGGCCCAGGAAGAGAGCGAAAGGCGCGUUUCCUCCACCCUUGUCGUUCAAUGCAGAACUUACCCAUAAGGGGAGGAAAAGGGAGGCCACCGCUGUGCCCAGAGUUGUCUCCUCACCAGCACUGAUUGGCUGAGCCCUAGGACCCGCCCUCACCCUUUCUGAUGUCUGUUUCUCCUCAUAUCCUCCACACUCCCAGAGCAGAUUCUGCUCUUACCUUCCUCCCAAGGCUCCUUGGAAGGAGACAGAAAAUUUUUCUAACCCCAUUAAAGCCCUGUGUGCAGUUCCCUCCCCAUAAUUUAAGCAAGUCUCCUCUGCCUCAAGAGUUCCUUAGGGAAAUAAACAUAUAAUUAUGUGCUUAAGGAAAUCGCUUUUAAAUAAGUACGAGUUGACUUCAAAUGAAAAACUCUGCCCUUCUCCUUCUAUCUACCUUGAGGGGUUAGCCAGGGACUCCAUUUGUGCUCAUUUAUGCCCCCCAGAAGUUUCAGCGUUUUACCUCCCUUUAUCGUGUAUUUGUUCAUACUCAUUUAUGCUCCCAGAAGUUUUACCCUCCCACUGCCCUUUCUCCUGUAUUUGUCACCAAUGAAAGUUCACACAUCAGCCAUGGCCCCUCCCUAGUACAUCCUGCACUGACGCCAGGGACACACCUCCUCCAUCUGAGAAGCACAUCUGCAUUUGCACCGGGCCAGGCUUCCUCAUGCUCAACACUCCUAACAUUUUUGAGCUGGGACUGGAUAAUUGGAGAUGGGGAAUCUAUACCAUAGGAUGUUCAACAGUGUUGCCGGUUUGCACUCACUUGAUGACAGUCACAUGUUGUCAGGGUUCCCUGUCCUGCCUGAUUCCCACAGUUGUUAAGUCCCAAAGAAAUCACACAGAGGUCUACAUUAGUUAUACACUGAUUGGCCCGUUAGCUCAGGCUUCUUAUUAACUCUUAUAACUUACAUUAGCCCAUUAUUCUUGUCCAUGUUCCCCACGUGACUCAGUACCUUAUUCAGCGGGGCAGUCACAUCUUGCUUCUUCUUGUGACUGGGCCAGGACCGCUUCCUCUUCCCAGAAUUCUCCUGUUCCCCUUGACCUGCCUUUACUUUUUAUCUGGUUGUCCUGCCUAUACUUCCUGCCUGGCUACUGACCAAUCAGCAUUUAUUUAAAAUAUAAUUGACAGAAUACAGACAAUUGUCCCACAGCAGUCACCCACAACUCUCUGGCUAUGACAACCAAAGAUGCCCCUCAACAUUGCCACAUUUUCCCCAUGGGAACAAAACCUGCCCUGGUAAGAACUGUUGCAACAGACCAACAUGCAGGUCUCGUUCUCUCUGGAGCAGAGGAACAGAUUGGAGUCUUAUGUAUACGUACACAUCAUAAUAGGGGAACAGAGACCAAUCACAUACUUCCACCUUUCCAACCAGUGACUAGAAGUCAAGUUAUUCCUGGGUUCUCAGCUCUCCAUGGGCUUGUUUUCCAACCAGGUCAUUAACGCCACUGACACUCUACAUUCAGAAGGAUUACAUCCCCAGUGGGCUGCUGAGGAAUGUAAAUGAAACAGCUUCCCCCCUGUUCCUGGGAUAAACAUGACUGGCUUAGUCAGGGUUUCUAAUGCCAUGAAGAGACACCGUGACCACAGAAACUCUUAUGAAGGAAAGCAUUUAAUGGGGGCUGGCUUACAGUUCAGAGGGUUAGUCCAUUAUUGUCACAGCAAAAAGCAUGGCAGCAUGCACGCAGACAUAAUGCAGGAGAGGUAGGUGAGAGUUCUGCUUCUGGAUCUGAAGGCAGCAGGAGGAGAGAGCAGACACUGACUGGGCCUGGCUUGAGCUUCUGAAACCUCAAAGCCCACCCCCAGUGACACACUUCCUUCAACAAGGCCACACUUCCUAAUAGCACCACUCCCUGUGGGCCUCUGGGAGAUAUUUCCAUUCAAAACACCACAAUAACCAAACACAACUUGGGAAGGAAAGGGUUUGUUUCAUCCUGUACUUCCAAGUGAGAGUUCAUCAUCGUCUUUGUUACGGUUCCUGCUGCUAUGGUGAAACACCAUGACCAAAAGACAAGUUGAGAAGGAAAAGGUUUAUGUGGCUUACACUUGCACAUCUCUGUUCAGUAUUGAAGGAAGUCAGGACGGGAACUUAAAUGGGACAAGAACCUGGAAGCAGGAGCUCAUGCAGAGGCCAUGGAGGGAUGCUGCUUACUGGCUUGCUCCCCAUGACUUGCUCAGCCAGCUUUCUUAUAGAACUGAGAACCUCUAUCCCAAGGAUGGCACCACCCACUAUGGGCUGAGCCUUCCCCCAUUUAUCCCUAAUUGAGAAAACGCCUUACAGCUGGAUCUAAUGGAGGCAUUUCCUCAGCUGAGGCUCCUUCUUCUCUGUUGACUGUAGCUUGUGUCAGGUUGGCAUACCACAUCAGCCAGUAUGAGGGAAGCCAAGGCAGGAAUGGGAGCAGGACCUGAAGCAGGGAUCAUGAAAGAUCUGCUUAUGGACUUGCCUUCUAGGACUUUCUCGGCCUGCUUUCUUCCUUCCUUUCUUCCUUCCUUCCUUCCUUCCUUCCUUCCUUCCUUCCUUCCUUUAUUUAUUUACUCUUUAACCUUUUUGUUGGUUCUUUGUGGAUUUCACAUCAUGCAUCCUGAUCCCGUUCAUCUCCCCAUGUCUUCGUAUCUGCCCUCUGCCCUUGCAAUCUCCCACACUCAAUAAAUAAAUAAAUAAAUAAAUAAAUAA
Alexandromys fortis (reed vole) is the source of this 4799-nucleotide messenger RNA. RefSeq names its product dual specificity phosphatase 23 (gene Dusp23). Gene Ontology annotation, molecular function: protein tyrosine/serine/threonine phosphatase activity; protein tyrosine phosphatase activity. The record is from RefSeq and is a predicted model, not a curated record. NCBI's taxonomy places the organism in Eukaryota, Metazoa, Chordata, Mammalia, Rodentia, Cricetidae. The coding region runs from base 131 to 583 and encodes 150 amino acids. The transcript has 2 exons. Gene Ontology annotation, biological process: protein dephosphorylation. Gene Ontology annotation, cellular component: cytoplasm.